UUCUCUGGGGCUGUUGCAAGGCUGAUGCUGGUGCAAUAUGCUUGUCUUUCUUGAGCAUUAAGCCACAUCUGCCAGGAUUGUCAGCCACUGAGCAGCAUGUCUUUGAUACUCAUGACCUUUGAGAGAUUUAUGUGAAGGUAAAAUUGCGAGGAGGCCAAAUAGAGCUCUUGAAAUUGGGGUAAACUAGAGGGAUUUCAGAAGAGAGCAGCAGAAUGAACAACAUGAUGGUGAAAUGAGAAAAAAAUUGGCACCUCAGAAAGCUGUAGCUGUCAUCCUUUAGGGCUAUGAGGAUCCUUGCAGUCCAGCAGAGGAUGACCUACAUCUUACGCGACUGUGGAAUUUGCCAGUGAGGAACAGUGAAGAAGGCUGGAAGCUGGGAAUAGAGGAGACUGAGGUCCAGUCGCGCCUCAGCUGUGAACCUUUCGACAUGGGGAGUUUCAAAGGUCACGCCCUCCCUGGAACCUUCUUUUACGUCACAGGCAUUUGGUGGACUCUAAAGGCUGUUCUGAAGUAUGCCUGCAAAAGGCACAAGCGGACUUCCUAUCUUGGUUCCAAAGCAUUAUUCCAUCGAGUAGAUAUUGUGGAGGGAAUCAUACUAGUCUGCAUGGCUUUAACUGGUAUGCUGGGGGAACAGUUUAUUACUGGAGGGCCCUACCUGUCUUUGUAUGACUAUAAAAAAGGCCAGUGGGUCCAACUGCUGGGCUGGCAUCAUACCACCAUGUACUUCUUCUUCGGGCUGGUGGGAGUGGCAGACAUCUUAUGUUCUACCAUCAGUUCAAUUCCGGCCUCUUUAAGCAAGUUAACGUUGUCAAAUGCCUUAUUAGUGGAAGCUUUUAUUUUCUACAACCACACUCAUGGUCGGGAAAUACUGGACAUCUUUGUGCACCAGCUACUGGUCUUGGUCAUCAUUGUGACAGGCCUUUUGGCUUUCUUGGAGUUCCUCAUUCGCCAUAAUGUGAUUUUGGAGCUUCUGCGUAUAAGCUUUAUCCUGCUUCAGGGGAGCUGGUUCUGGCAGAUUGGUUUUGUCCUUUAUCCCCCCAGUGGAGGUCCUGCAUGGGAUCUGACAGAUCAUGAAAACAUUAUGUUUCUCACCAUAUGCCUUUGUUGGCAUUAUGCUUUCAGCUUUAUCAUCAUUGGAAUAAUUUAUGCUUUUGUCAUAUGGUUGGUUAAAUCACGACUUAACAGUUUCUGCCCCUCAGAAGUUGGACUCCUGAAAAAUGUUGAACGAGAACAAGAAUCAGAAGAAGAGAUGUGAUUUUUGAUGGGCAUCUAGUCUUUCUGGAUGAACUUUAUCUGUUUUGCAUUGUUUUUAUCCACAGUUUUGUUUCUUGAUCUUUUGUUUGGCUAAGGAUGAUUCUUGGUGUAUUGGUUGUAUUUAGAAUUUUGUUAAAGUAUUUGAAUUUAAAUGUUUUAUUUUAGGUUUGAAAACACUUUAGAUGAUAAGUUCAUUUUGUGCUCAGUCUUGGUAGUCAGGGCCUGGAGUGACUGUUCCCACAUCAUCUAAAGUUUGUAGCUUAUGCUAUGAAACCCAUUCAUUUUAUUUGCCUUGUAGAUAUGCUCAAGGUUUCUGGGCUUACUACCAUUUGUAACUCAUUAAACAUAGAACUACACUUGUUUAUCUUGUUGCUGUGAUGAGAAAUAAAUGAGUACAUGAACCUUG
Molecule: messenger RNA, 1660 nt
Organism: Phyllostomus discolor (pale spear-nosed bat)
Lineage: Eukaryota; Metazoa; Chordata; Mammalia; Chiroptera; Phyllostomidae
Gene: TMEM45A
Product: transmembrane protein 45A
Exons: 8
Coding region: 428-1255 (275 amino acids)
Source: RefSeq, a predicted model, not a curated record